AUAUAGUGAAUGCAGGGUCCGGGGAGACCAGAUAUAGUGAAUGCAGGGGUCCGGGGAGAGCGGAUAUAGUGAAUGCAGGGUCCUGGGAGACCGGAUAUAGUGAAUGCAGGGUCCGGGGAGACCGGAUAUAGUGAAUGCCGGGGUCCGGGGAGAGUGGAUAUAGUGAAUGCAGGGUCCGGGGAGACCAGAUAUAGUGAAUGCAGGGUCCAGGGAGAGCGGAUAUAGUGAAUGCAGGGUCCAGGGAGACCAGAUAUAGUGAAUGCAGGGUCCGGAGAGAUCGGGUAUAGUGAAUGCAGGGUCCGAGGAGAGC
Molecule: messenger RNA, 310 nt
Organism: Staurois parvus
Lineage: Eukaryota; Metazoa; Chordata; Amphibia; Anura; Ranidae
Source: the annotation of a GenBank genome assembly